UUGUAACUUAUGCAAUAACCUCUCAAUUGCAAGUUAAUCAAGGAGAGUUAGAUCAUAAAUUACUUAAGAUCUUAACUAGGUAGCCAGAUAUGGCAGAACAGUCGAAUUGCGCGGCGUUGAGCCUAGUGCUGAUUAAGAUCAGACCAUAUCUGGCUAUGGUCUCUCUGCAGUUUGGUUAUGCAGGGAUGUAUAUUAUCACUAUGCUUUCGUUUAAAAGUGGCAUGAGCCAUUGGGUUCUUGUUGUUUAUAGGCAUUUGGUUGCAGCCAUUGCUAUUGCUCCUUUUGCGCUUGUUUUUGAAAGGAAAAUAAGGCCAAAGUUGACACUCUCUGUUUUCAUCAAAGUGAUGCUGCUUGGCUUAUUGGAGCCAGUGAUAGAUCAAAAUCUGUACUAUGUGGGAAUGACGUAUACAUCUGCAACAUUUACGGCUGCCAUGGUCAAUGCCCUUCCCGCUCUUACCUUUGUCAUGGCUAUUGCUUUCAGAAUGGAGAGAGUAAACCUGAAGCAGAAACAUGGACUAGCCAAGGUGAUUGGAACAUGUAUAACACUUUGCGGAGCAAUGGUGAUGACUUUGUAUAAAGGCCCAAUUGUCAAUAUGUUUGGAUCCCACCAAGUGAACCUCCAUAGCUCUAGCUCUGCUUCUGCUGGUGCUCAGCAGCAUUGGGUUGCCGGGACAGUAAUGCUUCUUUUCAGUGUCAUCGGGUGGUCAGCUUUCUUCAUCGUUCAAUCAAUUACCUUGAAGGAGUAUCCAGCAGAACUGUCAUUGACAGCAUUGAUAUGUGUGAUGGGAACGGUGGAAGGUGGGAUCGUGGCACUUAUAAUGGAACGCAACAAUAUGAGUGCUUGGAUUGUUGGUUUCGACUCCAGAUUGUUUGCUGCUGUUUAUUCUGGUAUAGUCUGCUCAGGAAUUGCGUAUUAUGUUCAAGGUUUUGUAAACAAGAUUCGAGGUCCUGUCUUUGUCACAGCUUUUAGCCCUCUUUCCAUGAUCAUCACUGCUAUUCUUGGAGCUAUAGUACUAGGAGAGCUACUUCACCUCGGAACUUUGAUUGGAGCUAUAAUUGUUGUCACUGGCCUUUACUCGGUUGUUUGGGGAAAAAGCAAAGACGAAAACUUGGUAACUGAAAAAGGCAAAGCUAUGGAGUUGCCAGAGGUGUGGGAGGAUGUUAGCAGACCAGGGAAUUUUGUUGAUGAUGUUAUUAAUGGACACCCUGGAAAACCAAACUUUGCAGUGAAACAUCUUCAUCCCGAAGAACCUUGAGUUAUGAAGAACAUUUCCGUCUUGAAAACUUUCUUGUAAUCUGUAAUUGAAUUUGUGAUGUGCUUUUCACUUAUUUGAUGUACCACAACUUUGAAUAUUUGCUUGGGUAAUAAAAGCAUUAUGAUUUCUGUA
Molecule: messenger RNA, 1388 nt
Organism: Daucus carota subsp. sativus
Lineage: Eukaryota; Viridiplantae; Streptophyta; Magnoliopsida; Apiales; Apiaceae
Product: WAT1-related protein At1g44800
Exons: 7
Coding region: 90-1256 (388 amino acids)
Cellular component (GO): plasma membrane
Molecular function (GO): transmembrane transporter activity
Source: RefSeq, a predicted model, not a curated record